This is a messenger RNA of Beauveria bassiana ARSEF 2860, 2067 nucleotides long. Its product is annotated as regulator of G protein signaling. The coding region runs from base 1 to 2067 and encodes 688 amino acids. The record is from RefSeq and is a predicted model, not a curated record. NCBI's taxonomy places the organism in Eukaryota, Fungi, Ascomycota, Sordariomycetes, Hypocreales, Cordycipitaceae. Gene Ontology annotation, biological process: intracellular signal transduction. The transcript is spliced from 2 exons.
AUGGCAGCUUUGUUGAACCACAAGUUUACCGACUCGAUAACAUCCCCCAAGACUCCGUCUGCGAACAGUAUCCCGUCCACAUCCCAUCACGAAAACGAUCGGCACCGUCAGUCUCGCUCGUCGGCAGCUACACCACGGUCUUCCGUCGACAAUCGUCCCUCUGAACAGCUCCCCCACCUCGGCCAAUCCACUCGCCGCUCUCACCACGCCUCGUCCGUCUCUACGAGCUCCCUGCCCCGAAUUUACUCCCAGCGCUCCGGCGGAAUUCUGUCUCGCGCCAAAGAUCGUACACAGAGCGCCUUUGCCAGCAUCUCUGAGCCCAUCCUACGCCCCCGCCACUCCAACCCGGGCCUCGCCAGGUUUACUGAAGGCGAUUCGCUCGCUCCCCUGACCAGCGCCUCUACCUCUACUCCAUCGCCCUCCAAGAGCCCCUCUACCGAUUCUCUUUCCUCCGGCGAGUACACUCUCGCUCGCCGCAAUCCGCCCGCGCAGGCUUACGUCGAUACCGACGCCUCUUUACCCCUCCCCAUCAGACUACGUCGCAACGAUCCCAAGAUGCACCAAACUUCUUCGCGCUUACUGCGCAUGACCGAUGAUGACCGGCCUUAUACUAGGGAUUUCAAAGAUCUCUUCUCUACCUUGAUUGUCAGCCUCCUGCCCCUCUCUGCGCACCGAGUACGACUAAGCAAGGUCGAAUACACCUUCCUCUCUGAAGAUGCCAUCAAUAACCUCGGUUCUCUGAAAUUCUCUCAGUCCAACCGCAUGCCUGACCCAAAGGAUCCCUCAAGAAUCGUUACUACCACAACAACCACCACAUUCUCCAUGGCCAAGGACAUGGCCCGCUCCAUCUGCCAGCGCUUUGUCGAGGCUCGCUUCAUUGAGUCUGCCGACGGCAAGUACCAGCAGGUCUACACGAUGAAGGGUGGCGUCUGGCAGUUGACACCCAAGGGGGUUGCCAUCCUGAAUCGUUUCUGCGCUAGAAACGGCAUUCAACAGAAACAGGUCGGCGAGCUGGCUACCACCAGCAACCUCCAAUUGGUCAUUCUCGAGCGCGACCUGCAAAGUGACAAGCUCAUCAGCGACUGGGGCACCGUCGAGGUCAUAUUUCGCAGAUUCAUGGGGUCUGAAAGCCGCAACAUCAAGUCGAGCGUAGCAGCUGCCGACUCGGACUCGCUGCACGAUUACCAGGAUGGUCUCACUGGUGUCAAGAUGGCUGCUGAGCGCAAGGUCAACGGAAGAACAUAUCAAAACACGUUUACCGGCCGCGCGACCACGGAUUGGCUGAUGGACUGCUCGACCAUUGUCGACCGACGCGAGACCAUCGAGAUUGCCAGCUUGUUCGUCCAAUACGACCUCAUUGAGGCCCUCACCCAGGACCGCGCCUACCUCUCUCAAAUACCCAGCCACAAUCUGUUCCAACCCACCAAGCACGCCAUCUACCAGGUAACGCAGCGCGGCAAGGACAUUCUUUCCGGCGCCGGCUCCCGAGGUCGUGCGUCAGAGAGCGAGGCCGGCACAGGUUCACAGCGCAACGGCAUCACGAGAGAUUCAAACACGCAGCGUCUAGACAAGAUCCUCAACGACCCCGCCCUACGUCUGCUGUUCCGCGAGAACCUGGAUGAGACCCAUUGCGAGGAGAACUUGUCCUUUUACAAGGAUGUGGAUGAGUUUGUCCACGCCUGCAAAAGCGGCAUUCGCGCGGCCAAGAAGUCGCCCAAUGCCAACUCGAUGGACAGCAUCAAGGAAAUCAUGGCCCAGGCUUAUGGCAUCUACAAUGCAUUUCUGGCGCCCGGUUCGCCCUGCGAGCUCAACAUUGACCACCAGCUCCGCAACAACCUCGCGACGCGCAUGACCAAGGCUGUUGGCCAAGAUGUCGCCAUGAUUGAGACGCUUGAGGAGGUGACGGCGCUGUUUGAAGAUGCCCAGAAUGCGGUGUUCAAGCUCAUGGCCAGCGACUCGGUGCCAAAGUUCCUACGGAAUGCCAAAUAUGAGCAGCAAUUGCGAAAUUUCGAUGCCGACCUUGGCCGGGCACCCGAGCGGAGCCAAAGCCGAUCGAAUCGAAAUUAA